Pelecanus crispus (Dalmatian pelican) is the source of this 1113-nucleotide messenger RNA. Lineage: Eukaryota; Metazoa; Chordata; Aves; Pelecaniformes; Pelecanidae. The record is from RefSeq and is a predicted model, not a curated record.
UGGGUGGCUUUGGAGGAAUGGGUGGCUUUGGUGGCCCUGGUAGAGGCGGCCCUGGAAUCCAGCCAGUGCAGGUUGACCCAACCCUCCUACAGCCAGUCCGUGUUGAGAUUGAUCCCCAGAUCCAGCAAGUGAAAAACCAGGAGAAGGAGCAGAUUAAGACUCUUAACAAUCAAUUUGCCUCCUUCAUUGAUAAGGUCCGCUUCCUGGAGCAACAGAACAAGGUCCUCUCCACCAAGUGGGAGCUCCUCCAACAGCAAGGGCCGUCAGGGCCAAGGAAGAACCUUGAUGUCAUCUUUGAAAAUUACAUCCAGAACCUGAGGAGGCAGCUGGACUCAAUCUUGGCACAGAGGGGGCAGCUGGAGUCAGAACUGCAGAACAUGCAGCAAUAUGUUGAGGACUACAAAAACAAGUAUGAGGAAGAGAUCAACAGGCGCACAACUGCUGAGAACGAGUUUGUGGUGCUUAAGAAGGAUGUGGACUGUGCCUACAUGACUAAAGUAGAGCUGGAAGCCAAGGUGGGAGCUCUGACUGACGAAAUCAACUUCCUGAGGUGCAUCUACGAGGAGGAGCUGGCUCAGAUGCAGACAAUCAGCCGGGACCUGUCUGUGGUGGUGUCCAUGGACAACAACCGUCACCUGGAUCUGGACAGCAUCAUCGAGGAGGUCAGGCGUCAGUAUGAGCAGAUCGCUCAGAGCAGCAGAGCUGAAGCUGAGGCUUGGUACCAGAGUCAGUACGAACAGCUGCAGAGCACUGCCGGAAGGCACGGCGACAGCCUCCGCAACACCAAGAUAGAGAUCCAAGAGUUGACCAGGAACAUCCAGAGGCUGCGGGCUGAGAUUGAGAACGUGAAGAAGCAGAACCAGCAGCUGCAGGCAGCUAUUGCCGAGGCUGAGGAGCGCGGUGAGAUGGCCCUCAAGGAUGCCAAGAUAAAACUGGAAGAGCUGGAAUGUGCCCUGCAGAAAGACAAGGAGGAGCUGGCUCGCUUGCUGAAGGAGUACCAGGAGCUGCUGAACAUCAAGAUUGCGCUGGACGUUGAGAUUGCCAUGUACAGGAAGCUGCUGGAGGGAGAGGAGAACAGGCUGUGCAAUGAUGGCAUGUCCAACGUGAAUGUCU